Messenger RNA from Symbiodinium sp. CCMP2592, 1848 nucleotides. The record is from the annotation of a GenBank genome assembly. NCBI's taxonomy places the organism in Eukaryota, Dinophyceae, Suessiales, Symbiodiniaceae.
AUGGCGUCGCCGCAUAACAGGCUGUUAGAUGAUGCCAUGGCCAAGUACGCCGCAAAGGAGUGGACCAUUCAAGAGCACUCGACGCCAGUCUAUGUCAACAAUAGCCAGGCGGACAUCUCCGAGUGCAUUCGGCUGUCAGAUCUUGAGAAGCAUGCUUGUCGUCGUGACCUUCCAAAGACAUGCGUGCUUGUAUUGGAUGCACACUACCAGAUCGCUGAGUUUGGGAACUUGCUUUCAGUAUGUGAACGUCUGUCAAAUCAGGACUAUUCAGCUCUACCGCCUAGACUACAGCCGUCGACGUCUUUGCCACACGGAGCUACCGUCUCUUACAUCAUUCACAAUCUGCAGGACGGGACCAUGGACGUUCUGCGGAUCAUCAGGUUCACGGCCAAGGUUGCUGCGAAGGAAGCAAAGGGCUUCUGCACCGGGCUUCCAUUGUUCUUCGCUUACCGCGAGGGACCGUGGAGCUGGAAGAAGGCAGUCCAUGCUCUCCUUGGCCGUCUUCCGGGACAUCAUGUCGUUUGGUGGACUCUUUGUGAAAAGGAACUCAAGCGUGCCCAAUCCACAGCAUGGACCGCUUCCGAUGACGAGCUUGUCAAAGGCGUUGACUUCGUGAACAAGAAUGCCCCAGAAGACGAUUCGGAGAACCAGCAAUACCUGUGGAUCUUGACGAACAUCAAGGCGGACAGUGGCUCGCCAAUUGCGGGCUGGCCGGAGGGCAAGAUCAUCCGGAUUGCUCAGGAUAAAAGUCGUGCGAAUGUAGGAGCAUCUUCGCGCCGCUUCUUCCCAAUGACCACCAAGAGUAUGAAGCCAUUCAUGGGAGACUUCGGAAUUGUGACCAUCGGAUGGCCGGGAGUUGGGAAGACUCCUCUGCUCAUCAUUCUCGCUCUGGCCAUCGGCAGGUAUCACAUCAAUCGCCUGGAACUCGAGGGAGUUUCUCCUGGGUGGAGGAGGGCCAAGGCCAUGGAUAACUUCAGGCAUCGCAAUGCACAGAUCCACGAGGGCUUGAUACUAGAUGAUCUCAACAUGGACAAAAUGGAGCCCGCGGAUGUCAAAUCGUGGCUAACUUCUGAAGAAGAUCAGAACUGUUCGGGUCGGUACACGGAUGUGAAGCUCGUCGCCAACGGCCUUCGGGCCUUAGCUGCAAACGACUUUGUACCUGAAGACGAACCACUCCCGGACAAACACCAUACCUCCAUGGAGCCAAAAGAGUUCUUCAAUCUCGUCAAGAAAUUCUUCGUAGGCUACAAGGAGGCCGACAUGAUGGCUGUUUUGAAACGUUGCAUCAUGUUCAUCUUCGGCAAGCGUGCAACCUAUCUUCUAGAUGACCUGCACGAAGAUCUGUUCACACCGCGAGACAAGGACUUCUACGCCAAGUACAAAGUUGGCAUCCAUGAGCCGCCUCCUACAUUCGAGGCAGACAUUGCCAAGGAGCAGGAACUCCUGCUUCAGGGCAUAGAGUCUAUGCAGACGGCCGGUCGUCCAGAAACUUACAUGGCCGAAAUCAAUCAAAAGAUUGCGGACAAGAUCGGCUCUUUGACUCGCGCAUCCACUGCAGUGCAUCUUCCUGCUUCGCCAUCCACCGACGAGGAGACCGCAGUCCCAGUUCCUUUCCCAGAAGCUCUGCCCGUGGCUUGCGUCAAUCCUCCUGGGCGAAUGGGCCAGUUCCAAUAUCCUCCUCCAAAGCGUCGCCUCACCAGCAAGACUUCCAUGACCUCCGAGAUCGGGGAGAAUUUGGAGACACCCACCCACAUUGCGGGGGGCAUGGCAUCCUCGACGAUGGAACCUCCGGCAACGGCUUGCGAUGACGAUCCUGAUGAGCAAGCAGCCCGUGACAUGCACAACUGA